AUGCAGACCUCGAAGGUCAAAUCCAAUAACUUCCUCUGUGCUCCCCGCACAUCGUUCAACUACACCGUGGAGGAGGCCGCACACCAUGCACAGCAUGCAAAUGAAGACGCGCUCGCCAUGAAGAAAGCUCUCGCAAAGGACCAUUCGAUGACGGCCCAAGAGGCCCGAUUCUUUUCGAUGUUGUCAACUCCUUUGACGUUCCUGACCAGCACUUUUGCCAUUACCGCGGCCUAUUUGGAGGUGCAGAAUGGUUGGAUGUUGGCGCAGAAAGCCAAGAUGCUCAAAGAAGACAUCGCCCACGGAGCUCCGCGCGAGCACUGA
Symbiodinium sp. CCMP2592 is the source of this 321-nucleotide messenger RNA. The record is from the annotation of a GenBank genome assembly. NCBI's taxonomy places the organism in Eukaryota, Dinophyceae, Suessiales, Symbiodiniaceae.